AUGGCGGCUCAACGCGAAACAGGAAGAAUGCCCGGCCUCGCCAUCUCGGACAUCCAUUCCUUGAAGAGGAACGAGGCACUGGAGAUUCUUACACAGAUUUCACGCGUCGAGAAAAAGACUUUCCCCACCAAUGAGGCAUUUCCCUUCGGUGAAGAUCUGUGGAGGAAAAAGCCCAACACGCGAGUUUUGUACGCGACUCGAGCCAAGGGAUCACAAUCUGAGCUGAUUGCCUACGCGGUCUAUGUCCGACAGAAGGGCGUUGCGCUUUUGCACAAAGUCUGUGUCACAGAGUCUAACCGCCGUCAAGGUGUCGGCCAGGAGGUGCUGUCCUACAUUCAGCAGCGCCUACAAAAGGAGGGCUGCCAGUAUAUUCAUCUCUGGGUGGACCAGGCCAGGGAGCCUGCACGCGCCCUGUAUCGUCGCAGUGGAUUCGAGGAGCGUGAGGUAAUCCCUGAUUACUACGCCCCUGGACGAACAGGCAUCAAAAUGGUACUCGAUUUAGAUCGUGCUUGUUGA
Penicillium paradoxum is the source of this 516-nucleotide messenger RNA. RefSeq names its product GNAT family N-acetyltransferase. Lineage: Eukaryota; Fungi; Ascomycota; Eurotiomycetes; Eurotiales; Aspergillaceae. Gene Ontology annotation, molecular function: acyltransferase activity, transferring groups other than amino-acyl groups. The transcript has a single exon. The record is from RefSeq and is a predicted model, not a curated record. The coding region runs from base 1 to 516 and encodes 171 amino acids.